Molecule: messenger RNA, 1394 nt
Organism: Nematocida parisii ERTm1
Lineage: Eukaryota; Fungi; Microsporidia
Exons: 1
Coding region: 1-1326 (441 amino acids)
Biological process (GO): SRP-dependent cotranslational protein targeting to membrane
Cellular component (GO): membrane
Molecular function (GO): GTP binding; signal recognition particle binding; ATP hydrolysis activity
Source: RefSeq, a predicted model, not a curated record
AUGGAGAGUAGAGAGAGGGUUUUAUACAGUUUGGUUGGAACGCGUGGUGGAAUAGUAUUGGGAGAGAGGGGGAACAUGCCUGGGUAUUUAGAAAGCUUUCUUCAGAAGGCACAGCCAUUCUCAACAAUUAAAACCAUUAAAAUAAGGAAUGAUAGACUAACUUAUUCAUUUGGUACUUCUAAUAUUUAUCUGAUUGUGUAUAAAGAAGCAGAAAUUGAAAGGGAAAUAGAAGAUGCACUGAAUGAGGCGAAGGAGAGGAUAGAAAAAAGUGAAAAUUCGCGGGUUCUUUAUGGGAUAUUUAAAAAUGAAAUUGUAGGUGAAGAGGCUGGUGACUCUACAACAGAAAAAGCAGAUGCAGCAGAGGAAAUUUAUGAUUCUGAUCCAGAGGAGGAAACUACUGGAUGGGAUAAGUGGAAGAAGCCUAGGAAUAUUUUUAGGUUAUUCACAGGCAAAAAGGAGGUGAAUGAGAGUGGAAUACAGGACCAUCUUUUAUCAAGGAAUAUUCCUCAUUUACUCAGUAGAAAGAUAGCUAAUGAUAUAAUGACAACAAUGAAGAAUGACAAGAGCAAUAAGGGGAUGGGCGAAACCGAUCAAAUGAGACACUGCUUUAAAAAAGUCAUCUCAGAGAUUGUUCCUACUUUGUCACCCGGUAAGAUAAUUGAAGAAAUAGAAGUCCAUAAAAAGAAUUCAAAAGGACCGUACGUAUUCUGCAUGGUUGGCGUUAAUGGAGUGGGGAAGUCAACUACCCUUUCAAAGCUUUGUCUGUGGAUACUUAAGAAUAAGUAUAAAAUAUGCGUGGCAGCAUGCGAUGGGUUCAGAAGUGGUGCAAUUGAACAGUUAAAAAAGUACGUUGAAAGGUUCCAGGCGAGGGGCCAUUCCAUUGUACUGUAUGAGAAGGGAUACAAAAAAGAUGAAGCAUCAAUUGCAAGUAAAGCCAUAUCCUAUGCAAAGGAGAAUAAAUUUGAUGUUGUACUAAUUGAUACGUGUGGUAGAAUGCCUGGUAAUGCACAGUCUAUGCUAUCCCUAUCAAAGCUAAUUAGGGUUAAUAAGCCCAAUAAGAUAUUCUAUGUUGGUGAGGCAUUAGUUGGUAAUGAUUCUAUCCAGCAGAUAAAGGGGUUUAAUGAGUCAAUUGAAAGAGCCUGUGUAGACAAAACAAUCGAUGGGAUUGUAGUGACUAAGUGCGAUACAGUUGAUGAGAAAAUUGGAACAAUUGUUAGUCUAGCACAUACAGUUGAUAAACCAGUUGUUUUUAUAGGAGUCGGACAGAAGAAUGUUGAUUUACUCCCGUUUGAUAUUGACAAUCUCUGUGAAGCAUUAUAUUUAUAAAUUUGUAUCUUUUAUUUCCUAAUUUAGAAAUAUCCGUUAUUUUCAAAAUAUUUUCUAAUAAAACCAGU